UUAUAAUCCACAACCAUGAAGAUUUGUAUUGUCUUGUUCGGUCUCCUUGCUCUGGCUUUAGCCGAAGAAAAAUAUACUUCCAAAUGGGACAACAUCGACCUAGACCAGAUUUUGAAGAACGACAGAUUAUUGAAUAACUAUAUCGACUGCGUUUUGGAAAAAGGAUCUUGUACCCCCGAUGGAAGUGAACUUAAAAGGGUUUUGCCGGACGCUCUUGAAAACGAUUGUGCCAAAUGCAGCGAGAAACAAAGAGAGGGGAGUAAGAAGGUCAUUCGCUAUUUAAUUCAGCACAAACGUCAAGCAUGGAUAGAACUGGAAGCAAAAUUCGAUAAAAAUGGUCUUUACAGGAAGAGACACGAAGCUGAACUUAAAGAAGCAGGACUAUAAAAUUAUAUUAUGAUAUAAUCUUGAAUAAUACAUAUAAUCUUGAAACUUUAA
Molecule: messenger RNA, 438 nt
Organism: Aethina tumida (small hive beetle)
Lineage: Eukaryota; Metazoa; Arthropoda; Insecta; Coleoptera; Nitidulidae
Product: ejaculatory bulb-specific protein 3-like
Exons: 2
Coding region: 16-387 (123 amino acids)
Source: RefSeq, a predicted model, not a curated record